This is a messenger RNA of Passer montanus (Eurasian tree sparrow), 2395 nucleotides long. RefSeq names its product NPR3 like, GATOR1 complex subunit (gene NPRL3). Gene Ontology annotation, cellular component: GATOR1 complex. Gene Ontology annotation, biological process: cellular response to amino acid starvation; positive regulation of autophagy; negative regulation of TORC1 signaling. The record is from RefSeq and is a predicted model, not a curated record. The coding region runs from base 39 to 1868 and encodes 609 amino acids. The transcript is spliced from 14 exons. Lineage: Eukaryota; Metazoa; Chordata; Aves; Passeriformes; Passeridae.
CAGCGGCCGGGCCCUUCCUGCGGGAAGCCCGAGCCGGCAUGGGCGAGAGCACCAGCCCCAUCAGCGUGAUCCUGGUGAGCUCGGGCAGCCGCGGCAACAAGCUGCUGUUCCGCUUCCCGUUCCAGCGCGGCGCCGAGCACCCCGCCGCGCAGGACAACAAGCCAAGGAGUCGAUAUGCUGUGAAUGGCUCUGGUGACACCACAGAAGAUCAAGAUGGGGACUCCAGAGACCAAUGUCCUCUAACUGAUGAGCAAUUGGUUUCAGGGUUUUCAGAUGUCAUCCUGGCUACAAUUUUGGCUACCAAGUCAGAUAUGUGUGGCAAAAAGUUUGAAUUGAAGAUCGAUAAUGUUCGCUUUGUUGGCCAUCCCACCUUGCUCCAGCAUGCCCUUGGGCAGGUAGGUAUGAGAUCCCCUCUGGGGACCUGCCUUCUUCACAAACUGCCUGGCUUUACUGAGGAAACCUGCAAUUCAGAGUGGGUAUCCAAAACUGACCCCUCACCAAAGAGAGAGAUGCCCACCAUGAUUCUGUUCAACGUGGUGUUUGCACUAAGGGCCAACGCGGACCCGUCGGUGAUCAGCUGCCUGCACAACCUGUCGCGCAGGAUCGCCAUCGUCCUGCAGCACGAGGAGCGCCGCUGCCAGUACCUCACCCGCGAGGCCAAGCUCAUCCUGGCCAUCCAGGACGAGGUGUCUGCCAUGUCAGAGACCACAGAAGGGCCCCAGUCACCUUUUCAUCACAUCCUACCCAAGUGCAAACUGGCCAGAGAUCUCAAAGAGACAUAUGACAGUCUCUGCACGACAGGGGUGGUUCGUUUACACAUCAACAACUGGCUGGAAGUGAGUUUCUGCCUUCCUCACAAAAUCCACUAUGUUGCCACCAACUUCAUACCCCCAGAAGCAAUUGAGAGAAGUCUGAAAUCCAUCAGGCCUUACCAUGCCUUAUUACUUUUAAAUGAUGAGAAGUCAUUGCUUAAUGAGCUCCCGUUGGACUGCUCUCCUGCCCUGGUGAGAGUAAUUAAAACUACCUCUGCUGUGAAGAAUUUGCAGCAACUGGCUCAAGAUGCUGACUUGGCAUUGCUGCAGGUUUUCCAGCUUGCAGCACAUCUUGUUUACUGGGGCAAAGCAAUUAUUAUUUAUCCUCUUUGUGAAAACAAUGUCUACAUGCUUUCUCCAAAUGCCAGUGUCUGCCUGUACUCUCCCCUGGCAGACGCCUUCUCCUGCCAGUUCCGGGGUCACAACCUGCCCUCCAUGCUGGCCAAGUUCUCCCUCCCCGUGUCCCUGUCCGAGUUCAAGAACCCGCUGGCACCGCCCGUGCAGGAGACCCAGCUGAUCCAGAUGGUGAUCUGGAUGCUGCAGCACCGGCUCCUGAUCCAGCUGCACACCUACGUGUGCCUGAUGGUGCCCCCGCACGAGGAGGAGCUCCGGGCCCAGGAUGAGGACCUGCCCUUCACUGCCAGGGUUGGGGGACGGAGUCUGAGCACCCCCAACGCUCUCAGCUUUGGCUCUCCAACCAGUAGUGAUGACAUGACUCUGACAAGCCCUAGCAUGGAUAAUUCCAGUGCUGAGCUGAUACCUGGUGGGGACUCACCCCUAAAUAAGAGGAUGACAGAGAAUCUCCUGGCAAGCCUGUUGGAACACGAGCGGGAAGCCAUCCUGAACGUCCCAGCUGCCCAGAACCCAGAGGAUCUCCGCAUGUUUGCAAGGCUGCUGCACUACUUCCGAGGCCGGCACCACUUGGAGGAGAUCAUGUACAACGAGAACAUGCGGCGCUCGCAGCUGCUGAUGCUGUUCGACAAGUUCCGCAGCGUGCUGGUGGUCACCAGCCACGAGGACCCCGUCAUCUCCGUGUUCCAGUCGCUCCUCAAGUGACUCUGCUGGCACGUGGGGAGGAGCCUGCCAUGCUCUCCAUGCUGAGAGUCUGAAGGAUGCCUAGGACUCAGGAGGUGGUUUCAGUUCCUUCUCGCCGUGUGACACACAGCACGCUGUCCCCAUCCUGCCUCGAUGUCCCAGCGCAUCCCCGAGGCUCCAGGGGCUGCUGCAGGACAGCACGUGCUUGCUCAGCUUGGAUUCCUGUCCUGCCAUACUCACAGCCCUUCCCUGGCCCUGCUGCUCCCCAGGGAUCCUCAGAGUGGGACAAGAGGGUUCUGCUGUGGCGCUGCUGGCAGAACUUUGGGGGGACACUGGGAGUGCUUCCUGUGCUCUCCAGCAUGGCUGUGGGACACUCAGCCAUGAGAGCCUGUCCCCACAGCACAGCAUGCAUGGCCUUGCUCCAGGUCACAGGGGAGCUGGCCUGGCUCCCCUGGGCACCCAGGAAUUCUGUUUGAUCUCACAGUGGUGAGGACAGGUGGGAAGGCAAAGUAUCACAAGUAAACAUGAAAUCAUGAAUGAAUGACUCA